Alligator sinensis (Chinese alligator) is the source of this 2206-nucleotide messenger RNA. It is a transcript of the gene WEE1, whose product is annotated as WEE1 G2 checkpoint kinase. Gene Ontology annotation, biological process: protein phosphorylation; mitotic cell cycle. Gene Ontology annotation, molecular function: ATP binding; magnesium ion binding; non-membrane spanning protein tyrosine kinase activity. Gene Ontology annotation, cellular component: nucleus. NCBI's taxonomy places the organism in Eukaryota, Metazoa, Chordata, Crocodylia, Alligatoridae. The coding region runs from base 22 to 1365 and encodes 447 amino acids. The transcript is spliced from 10 exons. The record is from RefSeq and is a predicted model, not a curated record.
UUGCUCUCCAAAGCUCAAGGAAUGGGCUCUAGCUCAGUUAAGCUCCGUGUUGGAUCUCUCUUCAUGAACGUUGGGAAAUCAGAAAAACAUGAUCCUGAUAUCAGACAGACGCCUCAUGUGAACAUUAAUCCUUUCACUCCUGACUCUCUGUUCCUUCACACUUCAGACGGACAAAGUCGCAGAAGAAAAAGAACAUACUGGAAUGACUCUUGUGGGGAGGACAUGGAAGCAAGUGAUUGUGAGCUUGAGGAUGAAACUAUCAGGCCUGCUAAGAGAAUCACAAUUACUGAAAGUAAUAUGAAGUCACGGUAUGCAACAGAAUUUCAUGAGCUGGAGAAGAUUGGGUCUGGAGAAUUUGGUUCUGUGUUUAAAUGUGUAAAAAGGCUGGAUGGCUGUAUCUACGCUAUAAAACGGUCCAAGAAGCCGUUGGCUGGCUCAGUUGAUGAGCAAAAUGCUUUAAGAGAGGUUUAUGCACAUGCAGUUUUGGGACAGCAUUCUCAUGUAGUGAGAUACUACUCUGCAUGGGCAGAAGAUGAUCACAUGCUUAUACAGAAUGAGUAUUGUAAUGGUGGCAGUUUAGCUGAUGCUAUAAGUGAAAACUAUAGAAAUAUGCGCUACUUUACUGAACCAGAGCUGAAAGAUCUUCUACUUCAGGUAGCUCGUGGCUUAAAAUAUAUUCAUUCAAUGUCUCUAGUACACAUGGAUAUAAAGCCUAGUAAUAUUUUUAUAUCUAGGACAUCAGUUCCAAGUAUGACAUCAGAAGAAGGUGAUGACGACGACUGCUCGUCUGACAGAAUUAUUUUUAAAAUAGGUGACCUUGGUCAUGUAACUAGAAUAUCUAGUCCACAGGUGGAGGAAGGUGAUAGUCGUUUUCUUGCGAAUGAAGUCUUACAAGAGAACUACGCUCACUUGCCAAAAGCUGAUAUUUUCGCUCUUGCUCUAACUGUUGUGUGUGCUGCUGGUGCUGAACCACUUCCAACAAACGGAGACCGGUGGCAUGAAAUUCGACAGGGAAAACUGCCGAAAAUACCACAAGUUCUUUCUCAAGAAUUCUUGGAAUUGCUGAAAGUAAUGAUUAGUCCAGAUCCAGAAAAAAGACCUUCGGCAGUGGCUCUAGUCAAACAUUCUGUUCUGCUGUCUGCUGCCAAAAAGAGUGCAGAGCAGCUGCGGAUAGAACUGAAUGCUGAGAAGUUUAAAAAUUCACUCUUGCAAAAAGAACUGAAGAAGGCACAAAUGGCAAAAGCUGCAGCAGAAGAGAGAGCGUUAUUCACUGAUCGAAUGAAAACUAGAUCUACAUCCCAGAACAGAACAUCUCGACUCAUUGGGAAAAAAAUGAAUCGCUCAGUUAGUCUUACUAUAUACUGAACUAAUCAAUUCCUAAAGAACUGUUGAAGAAAGGCCACAAAAUCUUCCUGGACUGAGUUUUUUUUUCAGGAGCUGAAGGAAGGGUUCAAGUUCUGGCUUCUUGUCCAGUCUUCAAUCAGUGUCUUAUUUUACAGAAAUAGCUUCUAGUUUUUUUAACUGCAAAAUACAGCUGAUGGCUGUAUUAAAAUAUUGAGGUAGUGGACUCUAUCUGGUCUAUUUGAGGACCUUAGUGUUAAUCCAUAGGCUAUUCAGUUACACUGUUAGAUGUUACACCGUCCCAGGGUUAACCACUAUGGUGGUCUGCUGCUUUUUAGUGUUACAGCAUUGUAAUAAAAGGUAUUUUUCUAACAACCUGUAAAAAUUAAAAUGGGGGGUGAGGUGCUUCAUUGUAAAGUAGAGUGUCUCUGUCACAGAGGGAAGAAGUUUGGAGGAAACUGGCUUAAGGCCACCCACACUCAAUAUACCUGAAGUCAGGUAAACUUUUAUUGUGAAUUUUAUUUGUAUAUUCAACUGGGAGCACUUUGUAGGCAUUGCAAAAACCAUGGGACCCCAAGCCUGUGGAAAAGUAUGUGCCAUGUGAAACUGCUGCUAUUAGUUUUUGUCUUUGCUGUAAACAUGUAGCAUUAAAACAAUCAUUGUAGUGUUAAUAGGCUUUCUGUUAAAACAAUUAUGUGGGGGGUGGGAGAAAACCCUAAGCUGCAUUUAGUGAAAGCAGCAUUUUUCUUUGAAGCUAGUGCACUAUGAACUACAUCAGUGCACCAAUUUUUCAAGUCAGAUUCUUUGUAUUAGUGUAGUGCAAUCGUUUAAUGCCUCACCUUGAAUGUUUUUUUGUAACUUUUUU